AUGCCAUUCUCAUCCUUCACAUCCGUCAGCUUUUCCGCCUCCGCCAGCGCAACCCGCAACGGUGAGACGCGGAACUGGGGCCAUCGCAGCGCGCGCGAAGUAUACCGCGACGAAGACAAUACGCGGCACGAGCGAUCAUUGUCGCACACGUUGGGCCAAGAGCCGGUGUAUGAGGAGAGACAUUAUGACGCGCAGGGACGGCAGGUGAUUGAAGGUCGACCGCAACAGCAGCAGCAACAACAGGGGAGGAUUGAGGAUGUUAGUGAGCGGGAGAAAUGA
This is a messenger RNA of Talaromyces amestolkiae, 279 nucleotides long. RefSeq lists its product as uncharacterized. The record is from RefSeq and is a predicted model, not a curated record. NCBI's taxonomy places the organism in Eukaryota, Fungi, Ascomycota, Eurotiomycetes, Eurotiales, Trichocomaceae. The transcript has a single exon. The coding region runs from base 1 to 279 and encodes 92 amino acids.